AUGGAACAAUUUCGUGAAUUGAAAACCCGUACAGACACUUUAGUCUCCAAGUAUGCAACUAUCAACUUAAGUUUUCAUCCUCCCCAUAUACGUCACUGAUAACGCGUUACUUAUCCAUAUUGACCAUGAGCAUAUCUGCAUUUGUUUUACAUACGAAUGAGGGGGUGAUAUUUACGUUGCAAAAUUAUCACCGUUCUAUGUAUGGGUGGACAGCCUCACUGCGUUUAGUCUUAUGGGGAUCCAGUGGCUGCUGGAGUCGCCAGAGCCGUACACAGUUACCAGCUAGUUUUCCAAGAAGUAGGAGUUAAAAGGUACAUAAACGAAAGUCACACUUCGUAGGAUGAGGGUAUUUUUGGAGAGAAUGCUGUUUGUGAUUACUUUAGGCUGGCAUUUGUAAAACUUCCACAAACGGUCACAACCGUUCUCGAAUAAACUCACUUGAGGUUUCCAUUCUCGGUAUUAGAAAACUUAUCUGAUGCGGCCGGUGCGUCCGUAAUUCCGACUGUGACUGACUGACGUUGUGUUGCAAUGUCCCUUCUCCAUACUGGCUUUUUGAUUUUCCACUUAUCGCCCGUAAUUCCUAUCCACUAUCCGUCACAUUCAUCAUCUGUCUGGAAGGCGGUAGCCCGCAUGUUUUAGGCACCGUUUAUCGCGCUUGCAGUUACUGCAAUUAUUGGUAAUUGUGUCGACCGUACGACUGUUUCUACCCAGGCCUCCCUCUGCUCACCGAUUGAGACCGAAUUCUUGGGCUAUAGUGUCCACCGCGUUUAACCAUGUUCUGAAUAUUUCUAAGCAAUGUUUCCUAACGGUUGCCCUCUUGUCCUUUGCAUUGACGUCGGCUUCAGAUAAGUGAUUGCGCGGUUUUUAGUCUAGUGUCCUAGGAUGUGUCCUAAAUGCCUAGUUUUUAGUGACCGGAUAACUUUCUGCCUUUUCCGAUAGCCGCAGCAGCGCGGGCGUCGUCUGUAAUGAGGUGAUUUACCUCAAAAGUAGGAUAGUUCUGAGACAGUUAUGAUUGAACACUUUCGACUUUUCGUCGACCAGAAUAGGUAGGUGUCCCCGACCAUAGAAAAGAGGUGGUCACAUGGUAGCACUCUUGCCUCGCAUUUACGGUGCAGUCAUGGUCUUGCGCAGUCCUACUGCACCUCAGAAAUGUAACUACAAUCUAGAUGGCAGUUUUUAUUCAAACAGUAAUGUCAGUUUUGCCAUUUUUAGCGUAGUAUCCCAAAGUUAUAUGAGAUGGCUCGUCAAUUUAAACUAUUGCAACGCAGAAACAACGAUAUAAUUAAGACGACUUCGCGUUCAUGAGGUUGGGUGUUAUGUCAAGGUGUGUAGCGACUUAGUACAUGCCUCCGGUCGUCCAAAAAACCUACUGUUUUUUGUUUCAGUUGCAGUUGGAGCCCUAUUGGGGGUUGGGCAACACAUGCAACGUAAUUAUACCGUGGUGUAUGGCCUUUUAUGGGUAGCCGACUUGCUCGAUUGACGCCUAAUUACACCAGUAGGUAUUACCACAGGUCGUCUGCGGCAGCUUAUUCACGGCUAACUUCCUUUGAAGGCCCAUCCUCUAUCCGCCACCUAUGGACGCGCCGGGUAACCUGUGGCUAGACUGCCAGACAACCUCCGUUCUCCCCGAGUUCAUGUCAUCUUCGGACCAUCUUGUGGGACAUCGCCCACGGCCAAGUUAUUGUCGAAGGGACAUGACCUCUGAAGAAGUGCAGUGUUGACCAUCCCAAGGAUUUCGCCUCCGCCGCGGGCUCCCGUCUGACUGCCUCAAACCAAUUCGCCACAUUGAUACAGGCAAUAGCCACUUCUUGAGCGUCUUAGUCGAAAACAACUGACUUGAAUUGAGGUCUACACAGUACCUCAUAGGCGGCUGUAGGCCAUGUCGGGCCUUAGUGCUAUAACUGGGUCUCUAGUGCAACGACCAAAUGGAUGAUGAAUUAGGGGCUGGUUGUGUUCCUUACGACUCCGACUUCAAGAAUUUGUACCAGGAGGCCACGCGCCCUCCAUAAGCGCAACCGAUUUUGGGGCAGAACUACCGGAUAUCUAAAAUCUGCCAUUGAUGAUGCCGAAUUUGAAAGAUGACCAUAUAGUAUAGUGGGUUUGCCUCACCGGCUAAAGACAGCCAAUGCGUAAUGAUAUUCACCGCCAGACAAGAUACUCCUGGCAAAAUGAAAAUUUUGCCCACUUUUCGGAACGGGUAAAGCUUCUCCCAAUCGCCGUGGUACCCUAGUGUAGGGGAGAUCGCCUUCCGCUUGCCAAGGUCCUCUUUGAUGCUGCACGAGUUGACGGACAAAACACUUGCCAAGGGCCGGCUUUCGACUGAUAUGAGUGAAAUGGCCAGUUAAUCGUAUAACGCUUGUACGCCCAGUGGUUUUUCUGUAGGUUAGUCAAGUGGUGUUGUUUAGCAUUAUUUGUCGAACCUACGCUUCCAUGGCUACACUUGCCUUAGUGUACUGGUGGUCGCUAUCGAGUGAGAGCUUCGGGUUCUUCCUAACCCGUCUUAUCCCGCGAACAAGGACAACCUUACCCCGGUGCUCGGUUGUCGUCUAAUUCGAAAAUGAAUGUACGACUCACUUUCCGGCGUUUAUAAGUGCAUGUGUAGCGGGCCGAGAGCAAUUUUUAAUGCUUUCUUUCCUCUGCAUAAGUGGGUGCAAAGCUAAAAAGAUAACCGUUCCGAUCCCCAGGUUUCAUUGCCUUGUUUUGCGUGUUAGUCUAUUGCAUUCGCGCAUCUAGGUUCACAAACCUAUUUUAUUCCUGUAAACCUAGGAUUUCUGCACUCCCAGAAAAAUUGCCUGAAAUCAACUGGGAGCAUUACCAGCGCAUUGUCCCUGUUCCUGGUUUGACGGAGAAAUUUAAGAAAGAGUACAUGUCCCUUACCGUUCCUGUUCCGACUGAUGCAAAGCAGGUCGGUAAAGCUGUGGAUGCACAGGCCAAAAAGAUGGUAAGUAACCGAGAAUUAAUUGCUUAAAAACUGUUAGACCGACGCUGCAAAGAAGCACAUUGCUGCGUGUGAAAAAAUGAAGUCCGAUGCCCAGGCAAUGGUUCGUUGCACUUAAUAAUCCUUCACCACAACAUUUAGAAAGCAGCAUUAAACAAGCUUCCUCCGUUUGAUGAACUGCUGCCAGAAGUUGUGAUGGCUUACUUCCCUCACACAAACAUGGAUCCGUUUUACACAGGAGAAGUUCCGAAAAUAGAAGCCCAAACAAUGCUUCAGCAUAAAGCCCCAAAAGUCCACUGGGAUUUUAGCUGA
Molecule: messenger RNA, 3250 nt
Organism: Spirometra erinaceieuropaei
Lineage: Eukaryota; Metazoa; Platyhelminthes; Cestoda; Diphyllobothriidea; Diphyllobothriidae
Source: the annotation of a GenBank genome assembly